Messenger RNA from Strongylus vulgaris, 354 nucleotides. The record is from the annotation of a GenBank genome assembly. NCBI's taxonomy places the organism in Eukaryota, Metazoa, Nematoda, Chromadorea, Rhabditida, Strongylidae.
AUGAUUAGACUUUUUAUAGGGUACUGCUAUAACGGCGAACGAUCCCAAAUGAGAUGCUCCUCUAACUCCGUCUGCUCGGGAGGUCAAACUUGCAUUAACGGACUAUGCUGCAAAACAACGGGCGACGAGUGGCAGAAUGCAUGUGCGGGAAUAACUGCACUUGCCAGUUGCACAAAUGGCACAUGUGGUGAGUUCGUCUGCACCACGUCGAAUUAUUGCUGCGAAUGUGCGUAUGGAAGAACCAGUGGAUUGUGUUCUCAGUCAUUCAGUCAACUGGCCUGUAAAGUAUGUAGUCAACAAUCAAGGCGUAAAAGAAUGAAUGAACAGUUGCAUAUUCAUGUGAUUGAACAUUAG